Molecule: messenger RNA, 2373 nt
Organism: Colletotrichum karsti
Lineage: Eukaryota; Fungi; Ascomycota; Sordariomycetes; Glomerellales; Glomerellaceae
Exons: 3
Coding region: 1-2373 (790 amino acids)
Source: RefSeq, a predicted model, not a curated record
AUGGCAUCGCCCAUGGUGCCGGGCAUCCAGAGCCCGCAGCUCAACAGCAGCGGCGCCACUCAACCGCAGACCUUCUAUCCCGGCCUGUCCUUCAACCGUCCUGGUUCUGCCAUGAACAACUCUCGCCCAGGAAGUGCAGCUUCACCAGCUCUCAACGGCCAGCCUGGAGUGUCUCCUCAUCCUCCUCCGGCUCAACCGUCUCCCAACAUGCAAAAUCAGCAGGCCCACGCACCGCCGUCUGCACAGAAGCAAACACCCGUACCCGUGCCUGCCUUUCCUGGACAACAGCAGCAAGUCGCCCACGCCGCUGUCCAACCUCCGAUCGUCUCGUCAGAUGUGGGAAACCCAACCCAAUCUCCAUCCCCCGCGCCCACCGCAAAUAGCGCGUCGGGGUCGGUGCCGCCUUCCGGGAGCAAGAUCCAACUACCGCCGGACCUGCUUAAGGCGCAGAAGUUCUCGGAGGAUUACACGAAGCUGUGCACCUUGAUCACGGAGAGCGACCCGGAGGCUGUUCGACGAGCCAUGCGAGACCAGUUCGAGAAGUGUAUGCUGGGUUCGGCUUACCACAUGGCCUUUAUCAUGAACGUGGCUAUGCACCGCGCGGAGCGCGGCAUUCUCAGCAGAGCCGUCAGGGAUUUUGGCGCAAAGAUCGUAUCGGAAGGCAAGGCAGAUCUAAUCAAGUGGAUGAAGGCGACGGACCUCGACGAGGUCUCAGACCUCAUCCUCGCCAAGGCGAGCGACACGUUCCUCGACAAGGCUCUCGUCAUGCGCCUGCCCUCGAUCGAAGCUCGACGUCUCGUGAAUGCCCUCGCCCGGGCUGAACGACUUGGCUACGACAAGAACGACAUUGUCGAGAACGAGCACGUCAUCCCGACGGUGGCCCCCGGCGCACCUCCCGCAAACCCACCACCGCCGCCCGCCUCUUCUGCACCACCGGCUGCACCGCCGGCUGUUCCUAUACAAUCAGUUAACAGAGACCUAACACCUCCCGCGAACAUUGGACCCAUUCCACGUUCCUGGAUCUACACAACUGCCACGGGGCAACGUCGGCACGGGCCCGAGGAUCACAACAGACCAGAGUGCACCUUCUGUCGCCGCAUCUUCGAACAUAUGUCUGCAUGGACUCAUCACGUCAAAAAGAGAAUUUGCACUCGGGCCUUGGCCAGAGUCAAUGCCAGCGGCGAUAUUCUACUUUGCCCCCACUGCGGUCAAUCAUUUGGUGCCCACUAUGGGUUGCAGUACCAUAUGAUGAACAAGGUCUGUGGCGACUUCGGGCCGGUCACCAAGGAGGACUGCCAGAACAUCAGGUCGAUGCCAGGGCCGCCAGCGAAUGCUUCAUAUGGAUUCAACCCCUCUACCAAGCGCCCUGCGCCGGAUAGCACUCCUACUCAAUAUACCGCCAGCAGCAGUCCAGCUCCCUCUCAGACGCCGGCCUAUGUGAUGCAGACGCCCCAGUCGCAGUCCGUUCCCUCAUCGCAAAGCACACCCGCGAGCAUUCAAAUCGCUGGCAUCCAAAAGCCUCCCCUCGGUACCCCUCAGGCAAAGGACAUGGCGCAUCUCACAGCAAGUCAAGUGCAGUGCCUUCUCGGAGACCUGCUGCGCGCCGAAGAAGACUUCAAGAGCAAGAUCGCGACCGCCAAGGGACUUGGACUCAGCGAGGCCGAGUUGGAAAAGAAGAUGCAGAGCUUCCGCAACUCAUACGCGUGCAAACAGAGCACCGUCCGCAAGAAGUACGGUAUCAGGCUCCGCGAGCGCCGUGGCCGGGCCGAGAUGGUUGCCGAGCGUGAUCAGAUGGGAUACGGAACGGGCCCUCGAUUGGGAACACCUGGUGCCUCGCAAACGAAUGGUGCCGACAAGCACGCGGACAAGCGCGCCCGCGUGAACGGUGCCGGGGACGCUGCCGUCACUUCGAUCGAGGAGCAGACUCCGCAACCGCAACGUACGCCGAUUAAGCAAGUGGCCGUUGCUGACAUCGGAGGCGGACUAACCGGUUCGAACGCGACCGCGGCGAUGGAAGACCCGACAAUGAGCAUGUCGCAACCGCCGCAACCAUCGCAGGCGGAGUCCUCCCGCCCGUCAUCGUCAUACACCCAGGGCAAUUAUCGCGUUCAGGUCCACGUGCCGAGCCCGUCUACAAAGAAGAUCUUGGCUGGAGGGCCGAAGGGUCCUCCCAAUGCCAGCUCACCGUCUAAGCAACAGAGCGCUGGCAUGACGGCGCAAGAGCUGCUGCGACAGAUGAGCGGCGACGUGCAGGUCAUCGACGAUAGCAGCAGCAGCAGCGAAGCAGAAUCAGAUUUCGACUCGGACUCGGACUCCGGAACGGAUGAUGGCAAUGGCGGUCGAGGGAUUAAGUCCGAACCACCACAGGUCUGA